Messenger RNA from Didymodactylos carnosus, 465 nucleotides. Lineage: Eukaryota; Metazoa; Rotifera; Eurotatoria; Philodinida; Philodinidae. The record is from the annotation of a GenBank genome assembly.
AUGGCUCAGACAGCCAUAACCAGCUUUUUUUCGUCAAAUACAAAAAUAGCAGAGAAAAAUAUGGCUCAAACUGCUGGCAAGCCUUCGAAUUCAAAAUUUGAUACAGAUGACGCAGAUGACAGCGAUUUACUUGCAGCUGUUGAAAUGUACGAAAAAAGUCAAACGUCAGCCGUUAGCACAAAUUCAGCUACAAUUCCUAAGUCUAAGCAACAAUGGCCGAUAUCCUAUUCAUCAUCAAAACAGCAACAUCAAGUACAAAAAUACAACAAACCUGUGCAGCAAACCACUGCAUCAGUAUCUGCUACAAAUGCAUUUUCUCUCGAAUUACAAUACACAGAUUUUGAUGCCGACUCAGGACGACUAUGGAUAUAUCCAAUUAAUUAUGAAAAACGUGAUUAUCAAUUUAAAAUAGUUAGCGAAGCAUUGUUUAAAAAUACACUAGUCGUACUACCAACAGGUGAGUGA